Talaromyces marneffei is the source of this 3201-nucleotide messenger RNA. RefSeq lists its product as uncharacterized. Gene Ontology annotation, molecular function: RNA binding. The transcript is spliced from 5 exons. Gene Ontology annotation, biological process: cytoplasmic stress granule assembly. Gene Ontology annotation, cellular component: cytoplasmic stress granule. The record is from RefSeq and is a predicted model, not a curated record. The coding region runs from base 1 to 3201 and encodes 1066 amino acids. NCBI's taxonomy places the organism in Eukaryota, Fungi, Ascomycota, Eurotiomycetes, Eurotiales, Trichocomaceae.
AUGGCUUCAACCGCCAACUCCGUGCCGGCUGCCAAUCGGGCUUCUGGCAAUAACUUGAACCCUUCACAGAACAACGGUGCCCGCCAGCCCCUACGAACAAACGCAAGCUUCAAGGGUGCCGAUGCCAAUCGACGACAGUCCGCAAGCCCUGGUGAUGGCGCUCAGAGACGGUCUAGCUCCCAGAAAGCAUGGACUCAAGGUAUAAAUCCAAUCACUCAGAAAGCCUCCUCCCAGCCAAACGGCAACCACGCUCCAACGAAAUCCACUCCAUCACCAAAACCUACUUCGCCGAAAGAUACUACCAACACCUCUGAUCACAAUGCUCACGAUCGACUUGUGUUGUUGAUGACAAGCUUUAUCGGUCUCUCGGCAACCAUUACUACUAAGAACGGUGAGAAAUACAGUGGUAUAUUCUCGUCAUCCGCUCUUGACACAAAUAACACCUCCGUAUUGCUCAAGAUGGUGCAACGUGUGAUUUCAACGGAAACUCAUGCCAAUGGGUUGAGCGAUACCACGACUCCUUUUGUUGGAACGACUCCAGAUCAUAGCAUGAAAUUCAAGGUCGAUGAAAUCACUGAUAUCGUCGUGAAUAAUGUGACUACCGCUGAGGUGGUUGCUAAGGAUACGAAUGGACCUCACACUGGGUUUCGCACUGACACGGAUAUCUCCGGAAGUCUUACCAUGCGCGAAAGAAAUCUACAACGCUGGGAACCCAGCGCUACCGACCCCAACGUGGACAUGUCUUUGGAAGGUUCGGGAGCGACUGGCUGGGAUCAAUUCGAAGCCAAUGCACGUCUCUUUGGAGCCACAACCAGUUAUGACGAGAAUAUUUACACCACUCAAAUCAAUCGUAACGAUCCAUUGUACAAGAAGAAACAAGCUGAAGCUGCUCGGAUAGCUCGAGAGAUUGAAGGUACCGCAACGGACAACCCGCAUUUGAGGGAAGAACGUGGCCAUGCACUUGAAGGCGAAGGUCAAGAUGAGGAGGAGAGAUACAGUGGAGUUCGUCGUGAUGCAAACUAUCUACCCUUGCAGACGGGACAGCCGAAUAAAUAUACCCCACCAGCUCGACGACAACAAGUUGCUCAACAACCAGCCGCUAUAUCUGCUGCAGCAACCGACCCCGCCAUUAUAUCCGCUCAACUAGCUAAACCGGAGGCAGCAUCAGAAGUCUCCACUCCAUCAAAGCAGGCAGCCGUGCCUACUAUAACUCUUGAGAAGCAAAACACUGCGCCUGUUACGACUCACGGGACUCCCUCUGAUCAGAAGACACCAACACCAACAACAGCGACCGCACCACUUAAACGUCCUGGAGCUGCCGAAAAUGCGACAUCGAAUGUGGAAACAGAGGUCUUGGACCAUUUCCGACAGUUUGCGAACAAUGAGAAGAUGAGGAUGCAGGAACGUCGACGCAACCAAGCUUCCCAUGAUCGUACUAUCAAGCUCAAUGAGCUCAUGAAAUUCUCACAGAAUUUCAAACUCGCUACCCCUGUCCCCAAGGAUCUUGUGCCCAUACUUGCAAAGGAUCCAAGCAAACAGGAGGAAAUCAUUGAGCGGGCACAGCGUCAGGCGAAUGAAAAGGCAGCUUCCAAAACAGUUCCACCGCCAGCUGCACCUGUGACAGAGCAGAAGCCCGCCAGCACGACUCCUCGUACCACGGCACCUCGUUCGGAAGCUGGGCCGGCAAGCAUUCCUCCAUCUGCACCAGCUGAUCGCCAGACUCACCACCGUGGACGACAGCCAUACCCUCCUCAAGGGCCUCACUUUGGAAUGGGCGGUAGAGUGCAACCGCAGACUUUCCAUAGCGGUCGAGGAAACCUCAGCACACGCCUAGCAGACAACUUCCGCCAGCAGAAAAACGCUCUUGGAACAGUUCCUGCGCCUCUGCCCAUCCAUGAUUCUCGAAUUCCCCCUUCAGGCCCCUCAGGAGACAACUUGGUCAAGUCACAACUGCAGACUCCUACGUCCACCAAAUUCAAUGUUCAGGCCAUGGAGUUCAAACCCAAUCCGGCUGCAAGCACAUUUACGCCAGGCGGAGCUGGUAGCACUGGAGCUACCGCUAGUCCACAGUUGAGCUCACGUGGACGCUCAGUCUCUCGUACCAGCACACCGUCAGCAUUUUUCGGAAAUAAGAAGCCCUUGCCAGCGGUUGAGCGGCCGUCUCUCAAGAAUCAGUGCUCCCCUAUUGAGCGCUUGAAGAAAGAAGGGGCAGAGCAAAAGGACAAAGACUUCACAUUCAAUGGUGGAAUUCCACCACCAUAUAGAACUGCACCAACCUGGGAUGUCGCUCCUGGGAACGAGGAGAAGACGUACAAAGACAUGUUCAAGAGUACGCCUCCAUCGAUUUCGCCUCAAAGCCGAUCUGCGUCAAGCUCACACAUGCCACACCCUCCACAACACCCGUUCAAUACUCAACAAAACACGCCAAAUCUUCAUGGUACGGGUGGUCCUCUUCACGGACCUCCUCAUCUUCAACAGCAUCCAGGCUCUCACUUCGAUGACCCCCAUCGCAUGCAAUUAUCUGCGUCGACGUCUCACAUGUUCCCAUCACCGAGACUCCAGCAUGCCUAUCCUUCGCCUAUGGGCCCACACGCUCAAUUGGCUUACGGCCAACCCGUACCACAGUUCUACAUGAACCAAGGCGGCCAACAACCCGGUCAUAUGCGCCAAUAUCCCGGUGGACCUCAAUUUAUCAAUCCUCAAAAUGGAAUGGGUGCACCUAUGAUGGUUCAGCAACCGUCCAGUGGUCCAUACAUGGGUGUUCCACAGGGAAUGAAUGGGCAUUACAACCCUCAAAUGCAAAUGUAUUCCCCGAACCCGUCCUAUGCAUAUCCGCAACACGGUGGACCCCCUCCUCAACCUCACAGCGGAUAUCCAAGUCCUAGUCGAGGCGCUCCAAUGAUGAUGCAUCAGGGCUCGCAGCCAGGUCAACCACCACAGCCUGUGAUGUACAUGAACCAAGGCCAGCAGGGACCAGUGUACGCACCACAACAGCCUGGUGGUCAUGCCCCCCACCGCGGAUAUCCACAACAGCCACAAUAUAAUUCCGGUUCCCUCCCCUCACAACAAUAUCCACAUCAUCAACACCGAGGUCCUGCAAAUAAUUAUAGCCCGAUGGCCCCCCCGCCUCCUCAUAUGCAAGGUCAACAACCACCGGCCGCAACCACGAAUACCGCAGAAGCCUCGGAUGAUAGCAAAUGA